Alosa alosa (allis shad) is the source of this 1709-nucleotide messenger RNA. RefSeq lists its product as uncharacterized. Gene Ontology annotation, cellular component: membrane. NCBI's taxonomy places the organism in Eukaryota, Metazoa, Chordata, Actinopteri, Clupeiformes, Clupeidae. The coding region runs from base 128 to 1036 and encodes 302 amino acids. The transcript has 5 exons. The record is from RefSeq and is a predicted model, not a curated record. Gene Ontology annotation, biological process: regulation of cell differentiation.
CUCCUCUUCCUCCUCCUCGCUGUCCACUCCUUCCCUCCUUGCUCUUUGCCUCAGAUUGCAGUCCCUACACUUGUGCCCGUGUGUGUGUAUGUGUGUGUGUGUCCCGGGUACCUGAGAGACUGCUGUGAUGACCUCAGUAGGAAUACACAGAGGCUUCCUCAGAAAGUAUGGAGGCUUCAUGUUUAAGCAGUGGAAGGAGAAGUACCUCGUUCUAACAGUGGAGGGCAGUCUGCUGGUGUGCCGUGAUGCAGACUCUGCCGCUGACCAGGUGGUGGCACUGCAGGGCAACUGUGAGUCCAUUGUGGAGGGCCGGGAGAUCCUGGAUCUGCCCCGUUUGCCCCCAGGGGGCAGGAGAGACUGCUGUUUUGCCCUCAUUCUGCGUCAGGACAAGUUCCUGCUGCUGCUCUCCGACAGCCCUGAUGACUGCAGCCAAUGGCUGAAGCUCCUGCGGAAAGUCAGAGAGGGUGUGACCUCACCCAUGACGCUGCAGAGGCAGCAGAGUUUCGCCCCGUGCAUCACGGACAGAGAUCCGCUCCCUGACCCCCCCCUGGACGCCUCCCUGGACAAGGACUCGCCCACCUCCUCCCCCCGCCUCAGCGACAGGCCCCCGGCCUCCCCUCGGCUGCCCAGCAGGGACAACUCCUUCAGGGAAAAGAAAGGUCCAGUGCGCACUCUCUCGGUCCGCAGCGGCUCCGUGGCUCCACCGCAUCGCUCUGCCGACUGCCUUCGCCACGGCAACAGCAGCGAUGCGCGGGCGGUGCGUGCCGUCUGCCUCCUGAUGGGUGGGGCGGCCGCCACCUCCGCGCUGGGCUACCUCAACUCCUGCGCCGUGGCCGGACAGGCCUCCACAGGUGCCACUGGAGCCGGGCACGCCGGCGCCGAGCUCGGACACUCCGCCGGCUUCUCCGAGCUGGGUGGGGCCGGCUCGGGAUACCACGCCUGCGGUCAGGCAGCCGACGGACCCCACUUCAACAGCUUCGACUUUGAGGGUGACUCCGACUUUGAUGCGUUCGACUGCGGAGGGUUCGCUUUUUAGUCUGUUCUGUGUAUGAGUCCUUUGUGUGUCUGUGGGUGUGUGGGUGUGUAUGUGUGUGUGUGUGAGAGAGAGAGCAGUUGUAUACAUGUGUGUGGCUGUGUUUAUGUGCACAUGUUGGUGUGUGUGUGUGUGUGUGUGUGUGUGUGUGUCUGUGUGUAUAGAUAUAAGUAGACUAAAUAUUAUUAUUUACAAUCAGUAGUGCAGUGUUGAGGGAAACAAAAAGUUUUGUUGCAAAAUCCUGAAUGUUUCUGUAAUGUAUAUAUAUGGUUAUCCUCUAUACAUUAGGUUGAAUUUAUGUCAGUGGAGACUUGUCAAUGAUUCAAUGGAGACUUGUUUAACCACCUUGUGAGAACUUUAUACAGUUUUGUACAAGCCUCAGGUAGCUCUGUGUUCCUUUUGGCUAUUCAGAAAUCCUGGUGUUGACAGGUUAGUUGUAUAUUUUAACCCCAGUUUUCAGUGUCCAAAUCUCCCAUGUGUGUACCAGAAAUUACAGUGACUGUGUAUCAUGUUUUGUCAUACAGUUCAGUGCAUUUGUCAAUCUCCUGUAACAGCACAAUUAUUCUGCUCACAACCUCAACACCCCCCAUACACCCCCAGGUCUAUUUAGAUAGGAAUCGUCGUGUGUUACUCCUUGUUUCUCAGGUGUGCUAACAUGAGUAGAUGCACUGUGUCC